Molecule: messenger RNA, 606 nt
Organism: Fonsecaea nubica
Lineage: Eukaryota; Fungi; Ascomycota; Eurotiomycetes; Chaetothyriales; Herpotrichiellaceae
Exons: 1
Coding region: 1-606 (201 amino acids)
Source: RefSeq, a predicted model, not a curated record
AUGCCUUCAAGCUGCAAAUCAAAGACGGCGAUCCUGAGGGGUCUCCGGCCCAUGGUGUCUACCCAACAACAACUGGCAGCCACCCAGACAGUCCUCUCGUCGGCAUGUGUAGAAGAAUGCAUCUACUGUGAUAUUUGGAAACUGGCAACACUGAUCGCCUCUCAUUCUCCCCUGUCGGCUCGCUACAAUCUCACUACCGGCACACCUACAAAUUCACCCAUCUCUUCGGCACCAUCCAGCCCUGUGGCUUCGUCACCUAUUGCCCAAUCCGCCAGCCCAUACGGAUCCAUCAUCUCAGCCUCGAAGCGAAUCGAAGCCCAGUUUCAGACCCAACGAUCCAAGCUCAAUUCCAUUCUCAGUAUCUGCAGAGUCACUGGGGUGGAUGCCACCGAAGGCCUGAGGUUGGCCCAUGACCGAUGUGCUACCGCGGUGGAGGACUUGCUCGACCAGGAAGAGGACUUGGAGGAGGAACUCCUGCGGGAUCUCCAGGAACAGCAAUACGACUACUCGUACAGCUACGAUGCACAAUACGCCUAUGCGAGUGGCCCGGUAGCAUAUGGCUAUACCUAUGAGAGAAGACCCAGUAUGGUACACGUGACGCACUAA